Coffea eugenioides is the source of this 542-nucleotide messenger RNA. RefSeq names its product PRA1 family protein H-like. The record is from RefSeq and is a predicted model, not a curated record. NCBI's taxonomy places the organism in Eukaryota, Viridiplantae, Streptophyta, Magnoliopsida, Gentianales, Rubiaceae. The transcript has a single exon. The coding region runs from base 50 to 517 and encodes 155 amino acids.
CCAAAUCACAAGAUACAAAUUCCCUCGAGGAAAGAGAGAGAUAAAGAAAAUGGUAUUCUCCUCCAACCCAUUAGCUCUGAGCGUACCCGACCCGGAUUUUGAGUCUUGGCUCCGAAACAAAGGCUACCUCGAAAUCCUCGACCAACGCACCUCCGACCUCCACCGUCUUUCCACCUCCACUUCCGCCGCCGCCGCCGUACGAUCCUCCCCCUCUUCCUCCUCCUCCAUCACCAUCGCCACCACCACCACCAUCAUCCCCUAUGGCCUCUUUAUCUCCCUCUUUUCCCACUUAAAAACUCUUUUCUCUCUCCUCACUCUCAACCCCUUCUCUAAGCUCACCUCCGACGACUUUUCCGGCGACAUCCCUUCUUGGACCAACGCUUUUAUUGGCUCCUUCAACUCCUACUCCUUCCCCACCUCGCCUGCCCAGGCCCGCCUUCGAGCCCACGAGAAUGUUAAACGCUUUGCUCGCAAUUAUGCCUCCCUCUUCAUCCUCUUCUUCGCUUGCUCUCUGUAAAUUUCUGAACUCACCCGCUAUCUUC